Molecule: messenger RNA, 342 nt
Organism: Staurois parvus
Lineage: Eukaryota; Metazoa; Chordata; Amphibia; Anura; Ranidae
Source: the annotation of a GenBank genome assembly
GGGCACAGGUGGGUGACACUGGUGGGUGGGCACAGGUGGGUGGCACUGCUGGGCACAGGUAGGUGGCACUUCUGGGCACAGGUAGGUGGCACUGCAGAGUGGCACAGGUGGGUGCACUGCUGGGCACAGGUGGGGGCACUGCUGGGCACAGGUGGGGGCACUGCUGGGCACGGGUGGGCGGAAGUUGCGGGUGUCACUGCUGGGCACGAUCAUCAGGGCACUGAUCAUCAGUGCCCUGAUGAUCGGUGCCGAUCCCCGCUCUGACAACUGCCGGUUCUCGGCAGUACUUUCCUCACGAUCUGACAGCGUGAGGAAAGUGCAGCCGAGAACCGGCACUUGCAU